AGGCAGGUGAGCCUAGAAUAUUCAUCAGAACCAUUCUCAUAAUCCCAGCCUCUACCAACAUGAAGCAAAUGAAACUUCUGCUGCUAAUCAUGGGACUGGCCCUGGUCAGAGGCAUCCGGGUCCAGCAUGGCCACUGCAAGGAGCACAACCAAAAUCUUACAGGAGCCUGGCACACCAUUGCAUUAGCUUCAAAUGACAUGUCUAAGAUCAGGAGGGAAGGUGUCUUUAGAAUGGCUCUCCACAAAGUUACAGACAAGAACGACAAGAUAUAUGGAGAAUUUACCAUAAGGAAAAAUGGUAGAUGUCAUCGGUUAUCCCUCACAGCUUACAAGACAGAUAAAGAACAUCAAUAUUUAUCAUUAUACUCGGGAGCAAACAUUUUCUACAUAACACAUAUUAAGCGGAAUGAAUAUUUCAUGAUAACCUUAUAUAAUUACCACAAGAACAAAAAAACAUUAAUGUUUGCACUCUAUGGACGAAAUCGAGAAGUGAGAGAAGAAAUUAAGGAGAAUUUUAAAGAACUGUGUUUAAAUAACAAUCUCAAUGAGAGAGACAUAGUGUAUUUGACUCAUUUUGAUCGAUGUGAGGAACUUGCCUAGUAAAGAAGAUCACUCUGGCCUGCAGGAACCUUCUCCUGAAGAGUCAAAGUCAUAUCCAGCACAUGAAUUCCCCACCUGAGUCAUCCUGUGAUUACAUGAUAUAAUCAGUUUCCUGUCACUGUCCCAGCAGGUCACCCAAGAUGAAUGAUACCUGUUUUUCUGGGAGGGCCACUUGUUUCUCUGAAAGAAUCAGCCAUUCAAAUUACCAAAGUUCUGCUGAAUUUCUAGUUUCUUUAAUUUCUAAGGGGAGUCUUUCCUUUCUUCUCUCUUUCCAUACCAAAGACAAUAUCCUCAGAAGAGGUUUUCUGCAAAUUCCCAAUAAAUGAUUUAUUUGGUG
This is a messenger RNA of Monodelphis domestica (gray short-tailed opossum), 936 nucleotides long. Its product is annotated as trichosurin-like. Gene Ontology annotation, molecular function: small molecule binding. NCBI's taxonomy places the organism in Eukaryota, Metazoa, Chordata, Mammalia, Didelphimorphia, Didelphidae. The record is from RefSeq and is a predicted model, not a curated record.